Messenger RNA from Alosa alosa (allis shad), 3041 nucleotides. RefSeq names its product unc-45 myosin chaperone B (gene unc45b). The record is from RefSeq and is a predicted model, not a curated record. Bases 18 to 2810 code for a protein of 930 amino acids. Gene Ontology annotation, molecular function: Hsp90 protein binding. The transcript is spliced from 19 exons. NCBI's taxonomy places the organism in Eukaryota, Metazoa, Chordata, Actinopteri, Clupeiformes, Clupeidae.
UGCUUUUUGAAUUGUAGAUGGCAGACGCAGUCCAGUUGAAGGACGAGGGAAAUAAAUAUUUCCAGGGGGGUGAUAUUGACAAAGCCAUUGAAAGCUACACAGAAGCACUUAAGGUGUCCAAAGACAAGAAAGUGUCAGCAGUCAUCUACAGAAACCGUUCGGCCUGCUACCUUAAAAAGGAAAAAUAUGUUCAAGCAGCAUCAGAUUGCUCAAAAGCCAUUGAUGUUGAUGCUAGAGACAUCAAAGCCCUGUAUAGACGUUGCCAAGCUCUUGAAAAAGUAGGAAAGCUUGACAUGGCCUUCAAGGAUGUCCAGAGAUGCGCCACCAUAGAGCCAAAGAACAAAACUUUCCUUGAAACUUUGAGGCGACUUUCAGCAGAAAUUCAACAGAAGCUCAAAAGCACCUUCUCUACUGAUUCAAGGGUAGAGAGUAUGUUUAAUAUCCUGCUUGAUGAAGAACAUGAGAAAGACAAGCGGGAGAAGGCUGCAAACAACCUGAUUGUUCUGGCCAGAGAGGAGGCAGGCGCUGAAAGAAUUUUCCAGAACAAUGGCGUGGCCCUGCUGCAACAGCUAAUCGACACAGGAAAACCUGAGAUGAUUCUGGCAGCCAUCCGAACCUUCGCUGGAAUGUGCACUGGGCACAAAGCAAGGACAAUGGCUAUCAUCCGCCUUCUUGGGAUUGACAAGAUGUGCAGCAUUAUGGCAGUGAACAAUGAGGAGAUUGCCUUGGCCACUGCAGAUCUGUUCCAGUGCGUGAAUGAUUCCCUGUCUGGACAAGACAGAAGGGAGUAUGGAAAAGAAGAGUCUCUUGUUCUUGAUACAACCAGGGAUCUAAAGGCCAUCCUUAUGGCUCUGCUGGAAAUGGUCGCAAGCAAGAAGGUGUCAGGCCAUGGAAGAGAUCAGGCUCUCAACCUCUUGUCUAAGAAUGUUCCACGUAAAGACAAAAGAGACCCAGACCAUUCAAAAGCUCUUUUCACCAUUGACCAUGGCCUGAAGAAGAUCCUGAAGGUGUGUGGCCAGGUGCCUGACCUGCCGGAUCAGCUGCCUAUGACAGAUAACACCCAGCUCAUUGCCAGUAUCCUCCUCAACAAGCUAUACGAUGACCUGCGUUGCGACCCUGAGAGAGACAACUUCAGGGAUAUCUGUGACGAAUAUAUUAAAGCAAAGUUUGACCCCAAUGAUAUGGACAGGAACAUUCACGCCAUUAACACGCUGUCAGGGAUCCUCCAGGGUCCCUUUGAGGUCGGUGACAAGCUGGUGGGCAGGCAGGGGGUGAUGGAGAUGAUGGUGGCACUCUGUGGCUCAGAGCGCGAGGUGGACCAGAUGGUGGCGGUGGAGGCCCUCAUCCACUCCUCCACCAAGAUGAGCCGUGCCUCCUUCUUCACCACCAACGGCGUGGCCCUGCUCAAGGACAUCUACAAGAAGACAAAGAACGAAAAAAUUAAGAUCCGGGCUCUGGUCGGUCUUUGUAAGCUGGGCUCUGCUGGUGGGGAUGAUUAUGCCCUGAGACAGUUUGCAGAGGGUUCUACAGAGAAGCUGGGCAAGCAGUGCAGAAAAUGGUUGUGUAAUCCUACUAUUGAUGCCCGCACAAGGAAGUGGGCUGUGGAGGGUUUGGCCUACCUCACAAAUGACGCUGAUGUAAAAGAUGACUUUGUUGAGGAUGAGCCUUCCUUGAAAGCUAUGUUUGAUCUUGCAAAGUCUUCAGACAAGACUAUUCUUUAUGCUGUGGCCUGUACCUUGGUGAAUUGUACCAACAGCUAUGACAAAAAAGACAUCAUCCCUGAGCUGGUCCAAUUGGCCAAGUUCUCCAAGCAGCACGUCCCAGAGCAGCACCCAAAGGAUAAAAAGGACUUCAUUCAGAAGAGACUGAAGAGGAUGUUGAAAGCUGGGGUGACCUCAGCUCUUGCGGUCAUGGUUAAAGCAGACAGCACAAUUCUAACUGACCAGACCAAAGAAAUGCUUGCAAGAGUUUUCUUUGCUUUAGCAGAUGAUCCUAAAGACCGUGGCAUCAUUGUUGCUCAAGGAGGCGGAAAGGCUCUUAUUCCCCUGGCUCUGGAGGGAACCGACAAUGGGAAAAUCAAAGCCUCUCAUGCUUUAGCAAAGAUUGCUUCCGUUUCCAACCCAGAACUUGCCUUCCCAGGAGAGAGGAUUUAUGAGGUUGUGCGGCCACUUGUCAGCCUGCUGAACACAGAGAGGGACGGUAUGCAGAACUUUGAGGCCCUGAUGAGUUUGACAAACCUGUCUGGUUUCAGUGAAAAACUUAGGAAAAAGAUUAUCAAGGAGAAUGCUCUCCCAGACAUCGAGUCCUACAUGUUUGAGGACCACGAACAAAUUAGACAAGCAGCCACUGAGUGUAUGUGCAACCUCGUCACCUGCAAAGAGGUGCAGGAGAGGUUCUUGCAGGAUGGGAAUGACAGGCUGAAGCUCCUUGUGCUGCUCUGCUCUGAGGAUGAUGACAAACUCCAGAAGGCAGCGUCUGGAGCACUGGCUAUGCUCACUGCCGCACAUAAAAAGAUCUGCACUAAGAUCAGCGUUGUGACCGUACAGUGGCUUGAGAUCUUGCAGAGGUUGUGUCUCCAUGACAAUAGUGAAGUCCAGCAUAGAGGUCUAGUGAUUGUCUACAACAUGAUGAAUGCUGAUGAGGAGGUGGCAAAGAAGCUGAUCGAAAGCGAGAUGCUGGAGAUUCUGACAAUUGUCGGUAAACAGGAGGAUAACCCCAAGAAGCAACCUCUGAUUGAUGCUGCCCGUGAAUCCCUCUCUAAGGCUAUGGAUCUUGGACUCAUUAAGCCCUUUGCUAUUGGCAGACAAUAGAGUAGGGCCUGAUAUAUUUCCUCUUGGAACACUAAGGACUGGGAUAACUCUUCUGCAGACUCUUUUUUAACUGUGUUAUUUAUUUCAUAGAGAAAGCAUCUAAAUUGUUUGUUUUUUGUUAUAUGUUUUGCUAAUUGUAUUUUACACAUCCUGAUGAAACAUUUGUAUAAAAAAAACCUGUACUGCCUCUAUCGUAUAAACCACGAGGACUAAUAAAUUUCAGAUGAAGUA